AUGGAAGCGAUCGUUCGCGCUAUGAUCGAUUUUCGCAAGGAAAUCUUGGACAAUCUGCAAAUGUCGCUCGAGUAUCACACGGAGCAGCUCGAUGAAAUCUAUGUUCAUAUGGGACGCAAGAUGGAAGAUCAAGAAAGCAGAAUGAAGAAUGAAAUCAACGAAAUGAAGAAAACACUUGGCGAGAUGAGUAGCGAGCUGCUGCCAAGAUCAUGCGAUCAGGUCAAAUCGAACACCACUGAAACUGUUUACGUCAGUCCUUAUGGAAACAUUAAAAAACCUUUCCUAGUGCUUUGCAAUUUCGAUAACAAUUUUAACCUGGGCGGUGGCUGGACGGUAUUUCAGCGCCGGAUGGAUGGAUCCGUUGAUUUUUACCAGAAUUGGACAAUGUACAAAAAUGGAUUCGGAAACAACAAUGGGGAGCUUUGGCUGGGUUUGGAAAAGCUUCAUAUCAUGACGAGAUCGGAACAACACGAGCUAUUGGUGCUGUUGGAAGAUUUCGAUGGAAACUCGACCUAUGCGCUGUACGAAAACUUUAAGGUGGGCAGUGAGGCGGAAAAGUACAAGCUCUCCGUGGGACAGUAUUCCGGAACCGCUGGUGAUGCAUUGACCUUAAGCAAUGGAAUGAAGUUCUCCACGUUAGACCAAGUUUAUGGUUUAAAUAUUGCUGAAGACAGCUGCGCUGUGAAAUACAAAGGAGCAUGGUGGUUUAAAAGCUGCUCUCACAGCCAUUUGAAUGGACCGUACUAUCAAAAAGGCAACCACGUCGACAAAUUUGGUGUUUAUUGGCAGGGUUUUCCACGUGAGAAGUACUCGCUAAAAUCAACGACAAUGAUGUUCCGCACCCGCACUUGA
Messenger RNA from Anopheles coustani, 852 nucleotides. Its product is annotated as angiopoietin-related protein 2-like. The transcript is spliced from 2 exons. Lineage: Eukaryota; Metazoa; Arthropoda; Insecta; Diptera; Culicidae. The record is from RefSeq and is a predicted model, not a curated record. The coding region runs from base 1 to 852 and encodes 283 amino acids.